Messenger RNA from Coregonus sp. 'balchen', 25399 nucleotides. The record is from the annotation of a GenBank genome assembly. NCBI's taxonomy places the organism in Eukaryota, Metazoa, Chordata, Actinopteri, Salmoniformes, Salmonidae.
AUGUCUAUAGCUGCUAACUACAUAGCUUCCUUGUUGUACCUGCCGGUCAUCCAGCUCCACACUGGUAAUGGUUGUGAGAUUAUCAUUCUUUUAAUGUUGUAACAAACUAGUUAGCUAGGUAACUACUGACAUGGUUAGUUAUGUACUAUAUCUGCAUCUUGCUUUGGUGUCUCUGAAAUCAUUACAAAAACACAGAUUUUCUAUACAGAUUUUCUAAAAAGGUUUUAUGUUCAUAGAAGGCACCAAAAUGGGAAUACAUUUUCUAAUAUGAAAUGUUGAAAUCAAAUUUUAUUUGCCACAUGCGCCGAAUACAACAGGUAUUGACCUUACAGUGAAAUGCUUAUUUACAAGCCCUUAACCAACAAUGAAGAAAAAAACGGUUAAAAAACGGUUAAGUAAAAUUUUUAAAUAGCAAAUAAUUAAAGAGCAGCAGUAAAAUAAAAUAACAGUAGGGAGGCUAUUUACAGGGGGUACUGGUUCAGAGUCAAUGUGCGGGGGCACCGGUUAGUCGAGAUACUUGAGGUAAUAUGUACAUGUGGGUAGAGUUAAUGUGACUAUGCAUAGAUAAUAAACAGAGUAGUAGCAGAGUAAAAGAGGGGGUUGGGUGGGGGGGGCAAUGCAAAUAGUCUGGGUAGCCAUAAUUAGCUGUUCAGGAGUCUUAUGGCUUGGGGGUAGAAGCUGUUAAAAAGCCUUUUGGGCCUAGACUUGGCGCUCCGGUAGCAGAGAGAACAGUGUAUGACUAGGGUGGCUGGAGUCUUUGACAAUUUUUAGGGUCUUCCUCUGACAACGCCUGGUAUAGAGGUCCUGGAUGGCAGGAAGCUUGACCCCAGUGAUGUACUGGGCCGUACGCACUACCCUCUGUAGUGCCUUGCGGUCGAAGGCCGAGCAGUUGCCAUACCAGGCAGUGAUGCAACCAGUCAGGAUGCUCUUGAUGGUGCAGCUGUAGAACCUUUUGAGGAUCUGAGGACCCAUGCCAAAUCUUUUCAGUCUCCUGAGGGGGAAUAGGCUUUGUCGUGCCCUCUUCACGACUGUCUUGGUGUGUUUGGACCAUGAUAGUUUGUUGGUGAUGUGGACACCAAGGAACUUGAAGCUCUCAACCUGUUCCACUACAGCCCCAUUGAUGAGAAUGGGGGCGUGCUCAGUCCUCUUUUUCUGUAGUCUAUUUCAGGUCUGAAAUAGUAUUUCUAGAUGGCCUCACUGAAAUGCUAAGAUUGUCUUUAUGGAUAAUGGUGGCCUCUUAUAAGUUUCAUGUAAUAACAUCUCCUGGUAUUGUUUACUUUCCAAGCUGCGACUGAACAGCAUCAAGAAGCUGUCUACCAUCGCACUGGCCCUGGGAGUGGAGAGGACCCGCACUGAACUCCUCCCCUUCCUCACAGGUACAGUGCAUUCGGAAAGUAUUCAGACCCCUUGACUUUUUCCACAUUUUGUUAUGUUACAGCCCUAUUCUAAAAUUGAUUAAAUAAAAACAUUUCCUCAUCAAUCUACACACAAUACCCCAUAAUGACGAAGCGAAAACAGGUAGGCAGAAAUGUUUGCACAUUUAUUUAUAUAUACAGUACCAGGCAAAAAUUUGGACACCUUUUUUUACUAUUUGUACAUUAUAGAAUAAUAGUGAAGACAUAAAAACUAUGAAAUUACACAUAUUGAGUCAUGUAGUAGCCCAAAAAGUGUUAAACAAAUCAAAAUAUAUUUAAUAUUUGAAAUUCUUCAAAGUAGCCACCCUUUGCCUUUGAUGACAGCUUUGCACACUCUUGGCAUUCUCUCAACCGGCUUCAUGAGGAAUGCUUUAACAACAGUCUUGAAGGAGUUCCAACAUAUGCUGAGCACUUGUUGACUGCUUUUCCUUCACUCUGCGGUCCAACACAUGGUUAGAAGAUGUUAUUGCGAGUGUAGCGAAAUGCUUGUGCUUCUAGUUCCGACAGUGCAGCAAUAUCUAGCAAGUAAUAUCUAACAGUUCUACAACAACCUAAUACACACAUCUAAGUAAAGGAAUGGAAUAAGAAUAUAUAAAUAUAUGGAUGAGCAAUGUCAUUUUCAUUAUCAGAGUGGCAUAGUUUAAGAUGCAAUAGAUAUGUACAGUGGGGAGAACAAGUAUUUGAUACACUGACGAUUUUGCAGGUUUUCCUACUUACAAAGCAUGUAGAGGUCUGCUGUGUGUCUUUUUUUAUCAUAGGUACACUUCAACUGUGAGAGACGGAAUCUAAAACAAAAAUCCAGAAAAUCACAUUGUAUGAUUUUUAAGUAAUCAAUUAGCAUUUUAUUGCAUGACAUAAAUAUUUGAUCACCUACCAACCAGUAAGAAUUCCGGCUCUCACAGACCUGUUAGUUUUUCUUUAAGAAGCCCUCCUGUUCUCCACUCAUUACCUGUAUUAACUGCACCUGUUUGAACUCAUAACCUGUAUAAAAGACACCUGUCCACACACUCAAUCAAACAGACUCCAACCUCUCCACAAUGGCCAAGACCAGAGAGCUGUAUAAGGACACCAGGGAUAAAAUUGUAGACCUGCACAAGGCUGGGAUGGGCUACAGGACAAUAGGCAAGCAGCUUGGUGAGAAGGCAACAACUGUUGGCGCAAUUAUUAGAAAAUGAAAGAAGUUCAAGAUGACGGUCAAUCACCCUCGGUCUGGGGCUCCAUGCAAGAUCUCAACUCGUGGGGCAUCAAUGAUCAUGAGGAAGGUGAGGGAUCAGCCCAGAACUACACGGCAGGACCUGUUCAAUGACCUGAAGAGAGCUGGGACCAAAGAAAACCAUUAGUAACACACUACGCCGUCAUGGAUUAAAAUCCUGCAGCGCACGCAAGGUCCCCCUGCUCAAGCCAGCACAUGUCCAGGCCCGUCUGAAGUUUGCCAAUGACCAUCUGGAUGAUCCAGAGGAGGAAUGGGAGAAGGUCAUGUGGUCUGAUGAGACAAAAAUAGAGAUUUUUGGUCUAAACUCCACUCGCCGUGUUUUGAGGAAGAAGAAGGAUGAGUACAACCCCAAGAACAUCAUCCCAACCGUGAAGCAUGGAGGUGGAAACAUCAUUCUUUGGGGAUGCUUUUCUGCAAAGGGGACAGGACGACUGCACCGUAUUGAGGGGAGGAUGGAUGGGGCCAUGUAUCGUGAGAUCUUGGCCAACAACCUCCUUCCCUCAGUAAGAGCAUUGAAGAUGGGUCGUGGCUGGGUCUUCCAGCAUGACAAUGACCCGAAACACACAGCCAGGGCAACUAAGCAGUGGCUCCAUAAGAAGCAUCUCAAGGUCCUGGAGUGGCCUAGCCAGUCUCCAGACCUGAACCCAAUAGAAAAUCUUUGGAGGGAGCUGAAAGUCCGUAUUGCCCAGCGACAGCCCCAAGACCUGAAGGAUCUGGAGAAGGUCUGUAUGGAGGAGUGGGCCAAAAUCCAUGCUGUAGUGUGUGCAAACCUGGUCAAGACCUACAGGAAACGUAUGAUCUCUGUAAUUGCAAACAAAGGUUUCUGUACCAAAUAUUAAGUUCUGUUUUUCUGAUGUAUCAAAUACUUAUGUCAUGCAAUAAAAUGCAAAUUAAUUACUUAAAAAUCAUACAAUGUGAUUUUCUGGAUUUUUGUUUUAGAUUCCGUCUCUCACAGUUGAGACACACAGCAGACCUCUACAUGCUUUGUAAGUAGGAAAACCUGCAAAAUCGGCAGUGUAUCAAAUACUUGUUCUCCCCACUGUAUAUACUGUAUUCUAUACUAUGAGAUGGAUAAUGCAAGAUAUGUAAACGUUAUUAAUAUAGAAUACAGUAUAUACAUAUGAGAUUGGUAAUGCAAGAUAUGUAAACAUUAGUGGCAUUAUUAAAGUGAGUAGUGUUCCAUUUAUUAAAGUGGCCAGUGAUUUUCAAGUCUAUAUGUAGGCAGCAGCCUCUCUGUGCUAGUGAUGGCUGUUUAACAGUCUGAUGGCCUUGAGAUAGAAGCUGUUUUUCAGUCUCUCAGUCCCAGAUUUGAUGCACAUGUACUGUCCUCGCCUUCUGGAUGAUAGCGGGGUGAACAGGCAGUGGCUCGGGUGGUAGUUGUCCUUGAUUAUCUUUUUGGCCUUCCUGUGACAUCGGGUGCUGUAGGUCUCCUGGAGGGCAGGUAGUUUGCCCCCGGUGAUGCGUUGUGCAGACCGCACCACCUUCUGGAGAACCCUGUGGUUGUGGGCUGUGCAGUUGCCGUACCAGGCGGUGAUAAACGAAGUGGAGAUGUUGUUUCUUACCUUCACCACCUGGGGGCGGCCCGUCAGGAAGUCCAGGACCCAAUUGCACAGGGCGGGGUUGAGACCCAGGGCCUCAAGCUUGAUGAUGAGCUUGUAGGGUACUAUGGUGUUGAAUGCUGAGCUAUAGUCAAUGAACAGCAUUCUUACAUAGGUAUUCCUCUUGUCCAGAUGGGAUUGUGCAGUGUAAUGGCGAUCGCAUCGUCUGUGGACCUAUUAGGGCGGUAUGCAAAUUGAGGUGGGUCUAGGGUGACCGGUAAGGUGGAGGUGAUAUGAUCCUUGACUCUCAAAGCACUUCAUGAUGACAGAAGUGAGUGCUACGGGCCGAUAGUCAUUUAGUUCAGUUACCUUUGCAUUCAUGGGUACAGGAACAAUGGUGGCCAUCUUGAUGCAUGUGGGGACGGCAGACUGGGAUAGGGAGAGAUUGAAUAUGUCCGUAAACACACCAGCCAGCUGGUCUGCGCAUGCUCUGAGGACGCGGCUAGGAAUGCCGUCUGGGCCGGCAGGCUUGCGAGGGUUAACAGGUUUAAAUGUCUUACUCAAGUCGGCCAUGGAGAUGGAGAUCCCACAGUCCUUGGUAGCUGGCCUUAUCGGUGGCACUGUGUUAUCCUCAAAGCGGGCAAAGAACUUGUUUAGCUUGUCUGGCAGCAAGACGUCGGUGUCCGCGACGUGGCUGGUUUUCCUAUUGUAGUCCGUGAUUGUCUGUAAACCCUGCCACAUACGUCUCGUGUCUGAGCCGUUAAAUUGCGACUACACUUUGUCUCGAUAUUGACAUUUUGCCUGUUUGAUUUCCUUGUGGAGGGAAUGACCACUCUGUUUGUAUUCUGCCAUAUUCCCCGUCACCUUACCAUGGUUAAAUGCGGUGGUUCGUGCUUUCAGUUUUUUGCGAAUGCUGCAAUCUAUCCACGGUUUCUGGUUAGGGUAGGUUUUAAUAGUCACAGUGGGUACGACAUCUCCUAUACACUUCCUUAUAAACCCACUCACUGAAUCAGCGUAUACGUCUAUAUUAUUCUCAGAGGCUACCCGGAACAUAUCCCAGUCCGCGUGAUCAAAACAAACUUGAAGCGUGGAUUCCGAUUGGUCAGACCAGCGUUGAAUAGUCAUAAGCACGGGUGCUUCCUGUUUGAGUUUCUGCCUAUAGGAAGGGAGGAGCAAAAUGGAGUUGUGGUCAGAUUUGCUGAAAGGAGGGUGGGGGAGGGCCUUGUAAGCGUAGCGGAAAUGAGUAACAAUGGUCCAGCAUUUUUCCAGCACGAGUGCUACAGUCAAUAUGCUGAUAGAAUUUAGGUAGUCUUUUUCUCAAAUUUGAUUUGUUAACAUCCCCAGCUACAAUAAAUGCAGUUUCCAGUUUGCAUAAAGUCCAGUGGAGUUCCUUGAGGGCCGUCGUGGUAUCAGCUUGAGGGGGGAUGUACAUGGCUGUAACAAUAACCGAAGAGAAUUCUCUUGGGAGAUAAUACGGUCAGCAUUUGAUUGUGAGGAAUUCUAGGUCAGGUGAACAAAAUGACUUGAGUUCCUGUAUGUUGUUAUAGUUACACCAUGAGUCAUUAUUUAUGAAACAUACCCCCCCCCCCCACCCCUCUUCUUCCCGGAGAGAUGUUUAUUCAUGUCGGCGCGAUGUACUGAGAACCCAGAUGGCUGUAUGGACGGGGACAGUAUAUCCCGAGAGAGACAUGUUUCCGUGAAACAGAGUAUGUUAUAAUCCCUGAUGUCUCUCUGGAAAGCCACCCUUGCCCUGAUCUCGUCCACUUUGUUGUCUAGGGACUGGACAUUAGCGAGUAAUAUACUCGGAAGCAAUGGGUGGUGUGCGUGCCUCCUAAGUCUGACUAGGGGACCGCUGCGGCUCCCUCUCCUCCGGAGGCGUUGUUUUGGGUCGGCCUCUGGAAUCAGUUCAAAUGCCCUGGGUGGUGCGAACAAAGGAUCCGCUUCGGGAAAGUCGUAUUCUUGGUCGUAGUGCUGGUAAGUUGACGCCGCUCUGAUAUCCAAUAGUUCUUCCAGGCUGUAUGUAAUUACACUUAAGAUUUUCUGGGCUAACAUUGUAAGAAAUAAUAAAUAAAAAAACAAAAUACUGCAAAGUUUCCUAAGGACUAGAAGUGAGGCAGCCCUCUGUCGGCAGCAAAGUAAUGAUGGACUGUCGUUUCGCUUUGCUUAUUUGAGCUGUAAUUGCCAUAAUAUGGACUUGGUCUUUUACCAAAUAGGGCUAUCUUCUGUAAACACCCCCUACCUUGUCACAACACAACUGAUUGGCUCAAACGCAUUAAGAAGGAAAGAAGUUCCACAAAUUAACUUUUAAGAAGGCACACCUGUUAAUUGAAAUGCAUUCCAGGUGACUACCUGAUGAAGCUGGUUGAGAGAAUUCCAAGAGUGUGCAAAGCUGUCAUCAAGGCAAAGGGUGGCUACUUUGAAGAAUUUCAAAUAUGAAAUAUAUUUUGAUUUGUUUAACACUUUUUUGGUUACUACAUGAUUCCAUAUGUGUUAUUUCAUAGUUUUGAUGUCUUCACUAUUAUUCUGCAAUGUAGAAAAUAGUAAAAAUAAAGAAAAACCUUUGGACACCUACUCAUUCAAACUUUUGACUGGUACUGUAUGUCACCAGUAUUAAAUAUACCGUUAAUACCAGUAAUUUGGUUACAUACAUUUCUGUUAAUGCAUAUAUUAAUUACAGUAAUUUACUGUUCUCAUUCUCAGAGUGGAAACAGUGUUUGCAGAGUUCAAAAUCUGCUACACUUGUGAGAAACAAGUUUUGGUUCAUUUCAUAACCAGAAUUUACGAGAUCUGUCAAUAUUGUUAUUUAAUUUAGUUUGGAGUGCUCCAUGUGAGCAAUGAGCAUGUGUCUGGUUUCUCUGUUUAGGGUACCUGGCCUGCUGCUUGGAAAUGUAGGAAAGUGUUUUUUAAAAUAUCCGUUGCGAAUUAUAUAUAUAUAUAUAUAUAUAUAUAUAUAUAUAUAUAUAUAUAUAUAUAUAUAUAUAUAUAUAUAUAUAUAUAUAUAUAUAUAUAUAUAUAUAUUAAAACCUAUAGUUCCUCACAGUAAGCCAUUUGAAAAAUAUGUAAUUAUUGAAAUGAAACUGUUCCACGAAAAUGCACAUAUGAAAAUCAUAACUGGCACGUAGAAAUGGUAGGAUAAAUUGUAAGCUUCCCCAAACUUGAAACUCAUGCGCCGCCUAUGAAGUCUUUAUAAAAUAAUUGCCUCGGAUUUUGCCUGUAGGCUACUUUGAAGCAAAGUAAGACAUGCCUCAUAAUAUGAAAUGAAACAUUCAGGAUUCAAACAAUUAAGUGUUUUUUAAGUGCAUACUGCCUCCAGCUCACAUUGUAAAGUGGUGGGUGACACGCUGAUAGCCUGUUGCCUGCACUUGAAUGGUGAAUGGGAGGCGUGCGUCAAUGAACACUUGAGAAAUAAAAAUAGUAGCUCAUUUUAAUCGUUCACCAAAACUGUUUUUAACAGCUCGGAGCUGCAGGAGAAAUCCCGCUCAAAAUAGCUGUGUGCAUCUGAUAGUUGUGUUGGAUAAAUAAGCUAGGCCUACAUUAUGACUAACAAAAAUACACACAGGGCAAUUUAAUUCCACUAAAUUAUGCAAAUUAACCUAUAGACCGAUAAGCAUGACGGUCAAAUGUAUUUACAUUGACUGGUAUUUCCAUCAAUUAAUAAACAGCAUUAUUUUACUAUUGGAAUUGUUGUUUUUUGGUCAUUUUAGCCGGCAACAGAUUUAUCGGCUUUUCACUUUUGGGGGGACAAAAGCCGGCAACUUUCAGCUAACGUAAACCCUGUGUGAUGUGUACCACACUGCACAGCACACACUUAACAGCAGCAGCGUAGCAUUGCCAUUGACCAGCCUAGCUAAAAACAAGGUUUCAUAACCACCAUAAAAUGAACAUUAAUCCAAUCCCAUGCACGUCUGGAUUCUAUUCUAGUAAUACUGUGAAUCUGGGUUUACUGAAUGAUAGUUAUCUUAAACAAACUGGCUAGCUCUGGCAAUGCAACAAGCUCAGAGUGAUGCUUGCAACAGGGUAAAAAUGUGAUGUUAAAAGAAGUGAAGGCACGGUAUACGUACGUCUAGAUUUAGCCUAGGCUUUAGGCUACAUUUGAACUAGAGACAAAAGAAGCGGUCAAUCCUAUACCUUUUAUGCCUAUAUCUAAGACGGGGGAACUAAAGGUAGUGGAUCUGUAUCACCCCGAGACAAAGGGAGUUGUAGAUGGACUAGCCGAGAUAAUUAUAUGACUGUGAAAGCCAUGGCAAGGCACAUUAAGGCAGUAAGGAAGGAUUGAGGGCUUAUCAGAGGAGCUGACCCACUUUGCGGGUUGCAUACUGACGUCAAUGCUCACAACAGACUGCUACUGUGUGUGUGUAUAUAUAUAUAUAUAUAUAUAUAUAUAUAUAUAUAUAUAUAUAUAUAUCUCAUUUACAUAAGUAAUCAGAGCCUUUGCUAUGAGACUCGAAUUUGAGCUCAGGUGCACCCUGUUUCCAUUGAUCAUCCUUGAGAUGUUUCUACAACUUGAUUGGAGUCCACCUAUGGUAAAUUAAAUUGAUUGGAAAGGCACACACCUGUCUAUAUAAGGUCCCACAGUUGUCUGUGCAUGUCAGAGCAAAAACCAAGCCAUGAGGUCGAAGGAAUUGUCCGUAGAGCUACGGGACAGGAUUGUGUCGAGGCAAAGGUCUGGGGAAGGGUACCAAAAAAUUUCUGCAGCAUUGAAGGUCCCCAAGAACACAGUGGCCUCCAUCAUUCUUAAAUGGAAGAAGUUUGGAAACACCAAGACUCUUCCUAGAGCUGGCCGCUGAGCAAAACUGAGUAAUCGGGGGAGAAGGGUCUUGGUCAGGGUGGUGACCAAGAAUCCAAUGGUCACUCUGACAGAGCUCCAGAUUUCCUCUGUGGAGAUGAGAGAACCUUCCAGAAGGACAACCAUCUCUGCAGCACUCCACCAAUCAGGCCUUUAUGGUAGAGUGGCCAGAUGUAAGCCACUCUCAGUAAAAGGCACAUGACAGCCCACUUGGGAGUUUGCCACAUUCACCUAAAGGACUCCGACCAUGAGAAACAAGAUUCUCUGGUCUGAUGAAACCAAGAUUGAACUCUUUGGCCUGAAUGCCAAGUGUCACGUCUGGGGAAACCUGGCACCAUCCCUACGGUGAAGCAUGGUGGUGGCAGCAUCAUGGUGUGGGGAUGUUUUUCAGUGGCAGGGACUGGGAGACUAGUCAGGAUCGAGGGACAGAUGAAUGGAGCAAAGUAUAGAUAAAUCCUUGAUGAAAACCUGCUCCAGAGCGCUCAGAACAUCAGACUGGGGCGAAGGUUCACCUUCCAACAGGACAACGACCCUAAGCACACAGCCAAGACGACGCAGGAGUGGCUUCGGGACAGGUCUCUGAAUGCCCUUGAGUGGCCCAGCCAGAGCCCGGACUUGAACCCAAUCGAACAACUCUGGAGAGACCUGAAAAUAGCGGUGCAGUGACUCCUGACAGAGCUUGAGAGGAUCUGCAGAGAAGAAUGGGAGAAACUCUCCAAAUACAGGUGUGCCAAGCUUGUAGCGUCAUACCCAAGAAGACUCAAGGCUGUAAUCGCUGCCGACGGUGCUUCAACAAAGUACUGAGUAAAGGGUCUGAAUAAUUAUGUAAAUGUGAUAUUUCCAUUUUGUUAGAUGUUAGAGACUCUCCAUAUUUUAGUGUUGAUUCUGUCUUUUGGCUGGAUUGCUCUUCUUGGUUGGCAUGAUGCGUUGCAGGAAGAAAUCUUUGAUGCCAAUGCCUGAUGAGGGUGAAGGGCUUGACGUUGCAGACGUUGAUGGCUGGGGUUCCGACUUCCUUAUGGUAAGUUCCGGAUGGUCCCCGCAUGAAGCGUUCAAACAUUUUCGGCCGGGUCUUUGGUCCUUAAACAGGGUUUGAUGUUCCUUUGCUAUCACAAACUCUUGAACGAGAUCGAGAAGAUCCGUCCGGGUGAAGCCCCAACCCAACUGGCAAAGGACCUGAAGAGAUGGAGAAUGACAAAGCAUUAGUCCUGGACGCACGUGUGAGCGCACACACACACAAAAGUUUGCAUGCACACACACACACUUAUGCAUGCGCACACAAACACGUACACAGGCACACGCACACAUACACCCAGGUCACAUAUUGAGAACCACUGGAUUAGGCAAAAUAUUAGGCUACCCACUGUUUCAUGUUAUCUUUUUCUUAGCCUAUCAGUCACUACAGUAUAACCCUACCUGAAGACAGUCUGAAAUCUCCUGCUCUACCGCUGGACUCAGGUAGAUGACAUGUCCCUGUUGUGCAUCAAUGCUCAGCUGCUCCUUCACUCUCUGCCUCAACGACUUGCUGUCUACUCCAUAACGUUUUGCUUGAAAUGAGAGAUUUUGCAUUGUUCCCUCCCUGUACAGACGGCAUGCUUCUAUCAUGCGUGGGUAUGAACUGUAGUUUUUUCGUGUUUUAGUCAUCUCAUACUAAAACUCAUCUGAAAAGUAGGCCUAAAGAUUUAAAAAAUAUAUAUUGUUAAUGUUAGGAUAGAAUAUAGGCCUAUCCAGAAUGAAUUGACCUAUGCAAUAUGACUGAUAUUUAAAUAUGGGUAUUAAUUAUCUGAAUUAUGGAGCUGAUUUUAUCAGGUGAGGUCAAAAUUAGGGAGGAAAAUGGUUCAAAGGUCAAAAGGAAGAAAAUCCCCAUUGAAACAGUCAAUCAGUGAAUUUAUGGUUAAAAGACAAAAUAUUUUAUUCUACACACAUGACAUAAAAAACCCCGAUAUGAAAUAAAUCUAUAUAUGGUGCACUAACAUAACAUGAAAAGUAUAAAUGUAUCAUGCAGGGUAGUAAUUAGCUAUACUCAUUUACAUCCACCCAGACAGUGUGAUAUUUUUGCUAGUGUCCCCUUUAAGCCCACCAGGUAAAAAUGUUAAUAAAAAAAUAAAAUAAAGAUAAACAUACACAUGUAUUGUCUAUUUAACAGUAUAAUAUAAACUGCAUACAAAAAUGUAAAUUAUACCUGCUUAUCAUGCUUUGUCAAUAACCCAUGCUAUGCAGCUACUGUACUGAUGCAGCAUGUGGUCUGUUUGCUAGCAUGCUAAAACUCAUAUUUUGAUUUCAAAAGAAACAAUAUUUAUAAUUCAAGUAAUAUUUUGACAUAUGUCUUAUUCAAAACACUAAUCACUUAAAUGUUGAUAACAAAUGAGUACUUACCAAAAACAGGAGUAGAAAUAUGCAAAAAAUGUUAUCUUCUGAGAGUACCAAAAUCACAAUUUGUUUUUGCAACAACUUCUGGGAUCAGCAGGCACAUGUCACACAUGCUUUGAUAACUUAAUAUUGACAAAUCUGUUUGGCUUACAAUAAUAAGUGUCAUUUAUUUAACAAGCAGCUUUAUUGGAAGAAACAUCACACAGCAAAAAAAUGUUGUUGUUUUUUGUAUUUGACUGUGGGCUUAUAUGGUACGUGGGCUUAAUAGAGACGUUUACCCUAAAUGUCAUAUUUCUUUUUUUUUUUUUUUAUAGAUUUGCAAACAUGUCUACACCUAUUUUUGCUUUGACAUUAUGGGCUAUUGUGUGUAGAUUGAUUGGGGGGGGGGGGGGGGGGGGGGAUCAAUUUUUAAUUUUAGAAUAAGGCUGUAACGGUACAAAAUGUGAAAAAAGUGAAGGGGGUCUGAAUACUUUCCGAAUGCACUGUAUGUCCUCACCUUAAGACCCAAGUUACAGCCAUCAUCAUGAGUCCCCCCCCCCCUCUAUUUUAAUUAUGUUUCACAACUGACCUCUUGUAGACACCAUCUAUGAUGAGGACGAGGUGCUUCUUGCCUUGGCUGAGCAGCUGGGCAACUUCACCAUGCUGGUGGGAGGCCCUGAAUAUGUUCACUGUCUGCUGGUACGUAUGUGUUACAAACUAAAUCUGGCAUUGACCAUAAGAUAUUCAACAUAUAGACCUUAAAACACAAUUGUAUAGAGUUUAUUUUACAUAUCCAGUCAGCUACGCUACACCGUGUCUUUCUCCGCAGCCGCCUCUGGAGAGCCUGGCUACCGUGGAGGAAACGGUGGUGCGAGACAAGGCGGUGGAGUCUCUGCGUAAGAUCUCCCAGGAGCACUCUCCUGUGGACCUGGAGGUGCACUUUGAACCCCUGGUGAAGAGGCUGGCCAGUGGUGACUGGUUCACCUCCCGCACCUCCGCCUGUGGCCUGUUCAGCGUCUGCUACCCCCGCGUAUCCAGCACCGUCAAGGCUGAAAUUCGCCAGUGAGUAGCUCUAUCAGGAUAUAGCUAUAUAGCUAAGACCUGAUUAGCUAAGAUCCCGAUUAGCUAAGAUCCCAAUGGGAUUGAAAUUGUCCCAAUAAUCUCUGGGAGCAUAAUAUUAGAGCUGCAGACUUUACUUUGUCUCAUAUCAGGGGACCCAUGCCCCCACCUCUUGUAGUCACACAUACUAGCCUUGCAGGCACAAGUCAAUCAGAUCAGGAUGAUUAACUACACUCUUUUUCUGUAGAGCAGAUACAAUGGAUUUAUGGUCUGACUGUGGGUGUCAUGUUCUCUCUACAGACAUUUCCGCACUCUGUGCUCAGAUGAUACUCCCAUGGUGCGCCGCGCCGCAGCCUCCAAGCUUGGGGAAUUCGCCAAGGUUCUGGAGCUGGACUAUGUCAAGAGUGACAUCAUCUCCCUCUUCACCGCGCUGGCCUCCGAUGAGCAGGUACAUGUACCGUAUACACGCACACAGGGCGUCCUGGAACAUUGCGGUGGGAAGUGCCUGGAAUUCUUCCAGCCAAUUGCUAAAUCAACUGGCUUGUUGCCGAUGGAAAUAGCAUGGCCAUACAAAUUAGAUGUUUUUGAAUGGGGAUGGAUGGAUAUUGAAUGGAAAUAGAACAAUCAUAUUUCAGCGAAUUCAGUAGGUAGCCCCAACUUGGACACAAAACCGUGUCUAGCUAUUGUUAACCCAACGCCUCCACAGUUACACCAUGAAAUCCUGCCCUUGGGGGAUAGCGUGUUCACUAUAUGCAUUUCUAUGGUGUUGCUACAUUAUUUUAUUCAAUUGGCACAGAAUGAGCAAUAAUCUCAUGGUGCCCCCGCCUGUAGGACUCAGUGCGCCUGCUGGCCGUGGAAGCCUGUGUGAGCAUCGCCACGCUGCUGCCCCAGGAGGACCUGGAGACCCUGGUGAUGCCCACCCUGCGCCAGGCCGCCGAGGACAAGUCCUGGAGGGUCCGCUACAUGGUGGCCGACAAGUUCUCUGAGGUGAGCAUGUGGAAACAUCGAUGUCCUGCAUGUAGCCAUAAUGCCUCUAAAAUAUUUGCUGCUUUACUGAACCCGGAAUGGAAGCAAUGGGGAGGCGGAUAUUCAACGUUUCACAGAUGGUCACUUUAAAACGGUGCCUAUCUGUAAAAAGUUUUUCCCAAAUUGAGAGAUUUUUCCAAUUUGACAGAUGUAAUUGCUCUAAUUUUGCUAUUUUUGUCUAGGAGGAAUAUUUUCAGUUGCUUUACUGUAUUGAACUGAAGUAAUACAAUCCUCCAAGGGGGAAGUAGUAGACAUGGAUAGCAGGACAGUUAUGGGGGCCUGUAAUGUUCAUAGUCCCCCAGCGUAGAACAUUCUUAAUGUCCUCAUUACCACUUACAUUCACUACACUAACCCAUUGAUUUCUAACCCAUAUGACCUCUUGUCAUUUAGUAUAAAAUGGGUCAUAUUGCCACUUCCAUAAUGUUGUAGAAGUGCAGUCAAUCAAUAUAAAAGCUUUCAGGCAACCUCACACAAAUGAAAGCUUAGCACCACACUUACUGGAAGGUCUUCUACCACUUUCCCCCUCGCCACCAUGAACUUUGGUAACGUGUUCCCAACCCAACAUUCCAUUAGUUUAGUGUGUUGAUCAGCAAAUCUGAGCAAGGUUUGAAGGUGGGAUUGUGUCAGAGCUGUAGAUGAAGAUCUCGGCUGGAUGUUAAUUGCCAUGCCCAUAGUUUGUGGAAGGAGUAGAAGUUCCCUCAACCAAUUUAACAGUUGUCAGGAAACCUCCACACAAAUUAAAGCCUGGCAAUGGCAAAUAGUUUCGUGCACUUUCCCCCUUGCUGCCAUGGACUUUGUAGCCUAUGUGUUCCCAACUUGAAUCCCAUCAGUUGAGUGUGUUGGUCAUGGAGUCUCACACAGGUUUCGUGGUGGAUGUUAAUUGCCAUGUCACUGAUUCCACAGCUCCAGAAAGCAGUGGGCCCAGAGAUCACCAAGAACGACCUGGUCCCAGCUUUUCAGAACCUGCUCAAGGACUGUGAGGCUGAGGUCCGAUCCGCUGCCGCCAAAAAGGUCAAGGGUGAGUGUCUGGAUGCUAUCCGCAAGUCAUAAAGCCUCUGUUGAAAUAAAGAAUUGUUUGAAUGAGAAGCUUUUACUGUCUAAUAGACCACGGUAUUGACAAACCCCAUUUCUGUCCUCAGAGUUUUGCGAGAACCUUCCAGAAGACAGCAGAGAGACCAUCAUCAUGACUCACAUUCUGCCCUGUGUCAAGGUAUUAAAAAAAAAAAAAAAACUGUCACUGUUCACUUGUAUUCCUUUAUUAUUCCGCUAACUUACGUACGCUAGUUUCUUUGACCUGUGAAUUUCUCACUCAAUGGAAGUAAUUCUGAGUACCCAUGACUCACGAAGGGGCAAAAAAAAUCUUAGAUCUUAAAAAUACAUUUUUAAAAAGCUGUCGUGCUUUAGGCAAACAGUCGUGUUCUGAAGUCUCGACAAUAACACAAGUUAAUCAAAUUCUUGUGUGCAGAAGCAGCGGAUAUUUUUUACACCCAUGAAUCAAUUUCUAGCAUGAGGGUCUAUACUGAGCUGUUAAACUGAGGAACCUGUUGUUUUUUACUUUACUUUCUAUACGGGAGCCAUGAGGAUAUUAUGCUUUGUAGGUUGGGGUCUAUGGCAAGAUGAGGACUUGAGCUCAGUAUAGCCUUUGGACAGCAGGGGGCGCUGUUUUAUUCAAGAUAUCUACCAAACCACCAUUCCUAUUCGCUGUCGGUGUUAGAACUCACUGGUUGGUUCCUGAGUUUAAAUGACGCCCUUUUUGUUUCGAAAAUAUAUUUUUGGGGGAAAACAUCUCUUCUAGGACAUCCCAAGCCUAAAAAAAUGGUAGCUUCUACAUUUUAGUCAUUUAGCAGACGCUCUUAUCCAGAGCGACCACGGUAGUGCAUACAUUUUCGUACUGCCCCCCCCCCCCCAUCGAACCCACAACCCUGGCGUUGCAAGCGCCAUGCUCUACCAACUGAGCGACACGGGACAAUUCAAUGUCAGGUCAGAUUGCAAUAACAGAUGAUUCAUUUCAACACAGGGGCUAGUUUCUGCUCACCUUGUCUACAACUGCACUGAAUUCUGUGGGCAGCAUGCUGACAAGUGGCCUUAAACGCCUCUUAAGUAACAGUACCAAAGUGCUUCUCUAACUUGUUUUCGUUGCCACUUUUCUCCUGAGGGAAAUAUCAAUGUAGCAAUAAUAUUGUCACAGGUCUGAAACUACCCGCUAUUUGAAAAUACCAGAUUUGCUGUCCCUGUCCACUGCAAUGUCUGACUCUUUCUCCCCUGACAGGAACUGGUGUCUGACACCAGCCAGCACGUGAAGUCUGCCCUGGCCUCUGUCAUCAUGGGCCUGUCCACCAUCCUGGGCAAAGACAACACAGUGGAACACCUGCUGCCUCUGUUCCUGGCCCAGCUCAAGGACGAGGUAAACACCAGUUACUACUGCUCCUAUUUGUUCUAGUCAUUAAGCACCAAAUGGCAGAAAAUAGGCUGAAAUUGGGAGGGUGGGAGGGACUGCCUGGACUUGGAGAAAUGUCUCCCAUGUCUGAUCUGAUCACCCUCUUAAUAUCCUCUAAUGCUAUUGACCUGGUUCAGGAUCAGAUAUACCUACCGGAGUAUAAACCUAGGAAUGACCCUUAUAGGGUUUGAACCUUUUCCCUGGUGACAUUUGUUCUAGUGGUGCUAGGUUAUUUCAUGCGGUUUUCAGUGAUGUGUGGUUUCAUUCUGACAUUUCCUUCCUAAAUGUAACCUGUAUCGCAGCCAACAUCCCGAUGUAAGACGUCGGCACUAGCUGACACAUUUACAUAUCUCUGGUGGUUUAUUAAUACCGGAGUGGAAAGGUUUGGGUAGAUGACGCAAAUUGCCCUGCAAAAAAAAUGAAGGUGCACAAAUACACCGACACGAUUGGCUGUCAUCUAUGACAGCCUUCCUAUUAAAAUAUGUUCUAGUUUGCCUCGCGGCCAAAGUGGAGUUGACAGGGUUUGUGUCACAAAGGAUUACAGUCAAAACGCCUCGAAUGACUCAUGAAUGUAAAAAAUAUCUGUAUUCUUCAAUAUUUCUACUCCAAAUAUUUAGUCUCACAGCUGGCUGCUAUCGCCGUCGUCUCCUAUUUGGUUCGCAAAAAGCUUGAUGGGAAAUCGGUCUGCAUAUUCGGAGGCUAAGAAUCAAGGGUCUGGGACAGGCGGAAGGUCUUUGGCAAUUCGUUUGGCCUUUGUUGCUAAUGUCAUGUCGAGAUUGGAGCCAAGAAAGGCAUCAUUAUAAGCGGAUGGGGAUGCAUAAGCAAUAGCUCGGAUUUCUGUUGCAAUGAUUUUUGCCACUUUUUAAGACUGCUUGAAAUAUAAUGGCUUUCAUUCUUAAAAGAAGACAGACAUAUGCAAUGUAAUGUUCCCUGAUGUAAUUACUUAUACAAGAGAUCCUUCUCACUGUAGUCUUACCUGCUGUCUCUCUCUUUCUCUCUCCCUCGCUCUUUUUCCCCUUCCCUCCCCCUUUUUCGCCCUGCAGUGCCCUGAGGUGCGCCUCAACAUCAUCUCCAACCUGGACUGUGUCAACGAGGUGAUCGGCAUCCGCCAGCUCUCCCAGUCGCUGCUGCCCGCUAUCGUGGAGCUGGCCGAGGACGCCAAGUGGAGGGUCCGCCUGGCCAUCAUAGAGUAUAUGCCCCUGUUGGCCGGACAACUGGUGAGUCGUCGGCUGCAUCCCAAACGGCACCCUAUUCCCUAUAUAGUGCACUACUUUUGAUCAGAGCCCCCUCCAGUCCCACCUCAGGAGACCUCUGUCCCAUCCUCAUUUCCCCCUAAUCACACAUCUGUGUGGCCUACAUCUGCCUUGCGCCAUGCGUAUGUGCAACAGUUUAUGGUGGGAAGGUGCUGGUCACCAAUAUCAUCCAUGACUUAGAAAAGGGCUAUGCAAUGUAUAAGUCAUUCAGCUAGCUUUAUUUGUGCUUUCUGAGUCGAAAGCUGCAUACCCCCAAAUUUUGGUUGAAUCUAAUUGGAACCCUAUUCAGUAAUAGUGUUGCUUGCACUGUAAUGUUUGGAUUAGAUUUCUUUGGAUAUUAAGUGAAAAUUGUUUAGAAAUGUAUUCUCUCCUAAUCGCUCUUCUCCAGGGAGUGGAGUUCUUUGAUGAGAAGCUGAACACCCUCUGCAUGGCAUGGCUCAUUGACCACGGUAAGACACCCCCAGAUCCUCAAAAAUGUUCUACAGCUGCACCAUCGAGAGCAUCCUGACUGGUUACAUCACGGCCUGGUAUGUCAACUGCUCGGCCUCCGACCGCAAGGCACUACAGAGGGUAGUGCGUACGGCCCAGUACAUCACUGGGGCCAAGCUUCAGGCCAUACCAGGCGGUGUCAGAGGAAGGCCCUACAAAUUGUCAAAGACUCCAGCCACCCUAGUCAUAGACUGUUCUCUCUGCUACCGCACGGCAAGCGGUACCGGAGCGCCAAGUCUAGGUCCAAAAGGCUUCUUAACAGCUUCUACCCCCAAGCCAUAAAACUCCUGAACAGCUAAUCAUGGCUACCCAGACUAUUUGCAUUGCAUUUUUUUUUUUACUGCAUUGUUGGUUAAGGGCUUGUAAGUAAGCAUUUCACUGUUGUAUUCGGUGCAUGUGGCAAGUAAAAUUUGAUUUGACUUAGACUGGGAGAGGCCAGGGAAAUGCUCUCUCCUUAACUGUUCUCCUGCCCUCUCUCUAGCUGAGCUGGAUAGAAUGGGAAACCUACUGUAAUACAGUCUUCAUCCCAAAUGGCACCCUAUCCUUUAUAUUGGGCUCUACUUUUAACCAAUGCCCAUAGCGCUCUAGUAAAAGUAGUGCACUAUAUAGGGAAUCGGGUGCCAUUUAGGAUGCAAACCAUACUGUAAUACACCAUAACAGGUAGGCAUUUGGAUAUGAGCAAGUCAGCUAUUGUCUGCAGUAGCCUUUUCUAUUAUACAGUAAAAAGUGUGAAGUUAAAUUCAAUAUUGUAUUGAGUAGAGAUGUGAAUAUCCGGUAGAGGUUUUUGUGCAGCCCGCGUGCAGAACGUAUAGAAAACGGGAACAGGCUUCCUGGAGGGGUGCAAACCCUGUGUUAUCGCGAUAUUGUGAUACUUGGCCUGUUAUCACAUCGUUGGUAUUGUAACAACCCCACUCUGAAAAUAGGCACAUCUUCAUGCAGUUUACAGAUUUUUUGUGUCUUUUGAAUGCGCUUGUUUGAUUUGCAUGUGAUAUGGAGACCUUGUUGGCUACGUCUCUUCGGUCUGCCUUUAAUGUCGGCAGGUUUUUUCUUCUUCUUUCUCCAUGUUUAGAUUGUGCUAUAGAUGGGUUGGUUGUUAAACAACAAAACCGGCGCUUGCGCAACAAUGGGGCAAAACCGGCGGGGAUGGCCUAGACUUGACAACAUGGAUGCUGUAUUUAGUCUCCAAAUGUUACAUUUGAUGCUUUCUUGACCGUAGAGACAAUUUUGUUUUAAAGCUAAUUUCCUGCAAUUCUACAUGUUUUGCCAUGGGGCAGAGACAAAAAUUUAGUUUUAAAGCAUUUUUUUGUGCCUUUGCUUAUGCCCUGUUCGUGUGCUAUCUGGGUGACUCAAAUACCCAUUUCAGACAAGAUGUGGUAUAUUACCUGUACAUUUGUAUUUAAUUAUUUAUUUAUGGCAAUAUUUAUGACCCCUUUCAAACACCCCCUUAUUUAACACCUUGCAGGGAUACCCAUUAUACAUAUCAGUGAGUAACUGGCAAAUUGGGAUGGGUGGGGGCAGGGGGCUGUUUGCGUUUCAAAUUAGUGCUAAUUGAAUAUAGGGGAAGCACUGCAUAACAUCAGUCAAAACACCUUAAAACAAGACCAUGGUAUCAACACAACGAGCUAAAACGAGAUACCUAUGAUUCCCCACUUUCAGUGUCUUGUCAUUGUUGCUAACUAUCUGACCGUUCAGAAUCAUAACAACUUGCACCUUGCGGCCACAUCGAUGCGCGCAUCAAAUUUGUAACGAUGUCAGGCAACCCAUCUAUAAAGCCUUGAACAGCAAGAUUGUAUCCCUUAUUGACCUAUCGCUCAAGUGCGACUUUACUAAUCCUGUUUAGAAAAAGAUGUCUUCUGAGAGCUGUCCUCAGUGUUUAGACUACAUCUUCUUUGUCCUCCUCAGAACAUCUGCUUUGUUUCUCGCAUGGAAUCCUCUCUUUAGCUCUGGUUGAAAGUUUUCCCUAGCUACAGAUCUAGGAUCAGGUUUUCCUGCCCCUAAUCCUACCCUUAGCCAUUAGUGGGGGAAAUGCAAAACUGACCCAUGGUCAGUGUCUUAGGGGCGAUUUCAACAGUAAGUAUAUCACAACCUACCUUGUAUCACCACAUCCCCCAUUUCCCAUACUUGCGUUCUAAAAGUAGGCUGAUUGGGUAUGCGGAAAUGGCACGUUUUAUAGUAUGUGACACUUCCAAAAUGUUGUAUGGUAUUAAAUGCCAGGAUGUCCUCAUUUUGGCUUCAUCUAGUAGAAUUGCCUGCACACUCAAACCCACUUGUUUGACAACAGCUGAUAAUCUAGCAAGAGGAUGGGCUGUACCAAGAUGAAGGAAUGGUGGGAAACAACGCAAUUGAGCAUUAGAUGCCGCAUUCUCAGGAUGGGUUUGCCUACUAUAUUUGUUUACUGCAUACAUUUAUACUAAACAGUACGUUCAAAAUAGUAUGUAGUAUGCUUAGUACACAGUAUGUCGAUUUAGUAAGAAGUUGGCAAGACCGAUUUCAGACACGGCCAGUGUCACACAGGUUUUAAUAUCCCAUUGUGGCUCCACAGCCAUGAUUCCACAGGCUAUUGGCAUGGUUCUUCUAACCCGAGCUUGGCUCUCGAGCUCUCUAGUCUCUUUAUGGCUGUAUUAGGAGCCAAAGCACCAGAUAGGGUUAGGUUAGUCAGUGGGUUAGAAAUGUGUUGUACCCAUGCCACCUGGUCUCCCGCUCUCUGUCCAACAGCUAGUAUCGAAUAUCAGGAAAUCAGGCUUGUGUGUGCCCAGAUGUUAUGUCACUGUAUUCUGGGCACAAUUGAGUGUUUUGAGCAGUUCUGCAGUCACUAGCCUCUUUAGCCAUGAUUACUGAUGGACAUGUUUUCCAUGCAAAUAUACUUUUUGCCACAUUAUUUGUUACAAGGCAAACAAACUGUGACAAUAAUACAAAGAUGGCUGCCAAACUGGAAUGGAUAGAAAAGAGCUCAAAAGAACCAAGAAUCCUGGCAAAUAUUUUCACGGGCCGGGUAGUGUACUGACUGCCUACUCUCUUGUAGAGUUUGGAUAUGUCUAUAUUGAACUUUGAUCUGUUUUAAUUUUAGUUUUGUACACUUUUUUUUUGGUAAGAUUGCCAUUUCAAUUGAGAAAUGCUAGUCAAUAGUUCAAUUAAUAUUAUAGUUUUGUAAAGGAAAUCCCUCACUUUUUUCUGACCACUUUUCCUGAUAACUACUACUAAAAAGAAACUACUAUGCCUAAUUAUAUCUAGUUCUACAGGCCAAGGUCUCUAAGCAUGUGUUUGUUUCCGACAGUAUACGCUAUCCGCGAGGCAGCCACCUGUAACCUGAUGAAGCUGGUGGAGAAGUUUGGAGCCGAGUGGGCCCAGAACACCAUCGUGCCCAAGGUGUUGGGCAUGGCCAACGACCCCAACUACCUGCACAGGAUGACCACGCUCUUCUGCAUCAACGUGAGUCCUCCUGACCUUCACACCACAAACCCUCAGAGACCAUAGGCGUAUACUACGAUGGAUGCUAGAUCUACUCAGGUUUUUAUAAAGCUAGCCAUAUUACGAAGGUGGAUAUUGAUCAUGUAGCUGCCGCCAACUAAAGCGGGCUUGUAACUUGGCACAUGGGUAGUUGAGCGCCAAACUAUUCAAUCCAUGGGCGAGUCAAUGCCACAUUUCCAUUUUUGCCGAAAUCAACAUGAAAGAAGUUCUUGCAAAUUUAGCAGGCUAUGGUGUAAAACAGGAUAUUAGAAGCGGGUAUUUUAUUACGUAGCGUUAAUGCCGUGUUUGAUGUGCUUUGGUGUGCUUAUCAAUGCACGAACAGGUUUUUUUCUAUCGAUAAAAUAAUUGUGUAUAUAGUCAUACAAACGUUUUACUGUGCGUAAACUUUCAAAUGCAGGCUGUCAUUACUAAAUGUGUAAUGUGAUGGCUAUUUUAAUAUGACUAUUUUUAACACAUUUGAUUAAUAAAAUAUUGAAUCCGUCGUCUUCCUCAUCUGAAGUGUAUGACGCAAUCUUUGUGAGAGGGAGGGAAUCUGAUUUCAGUGGUCCUCACCUCGCGGCUCAGUCAUUUCCUUCAGGGUAAGUGGAGUUAGCCCUGAGUUAGCGGCCUGCCCUGGAGCAGGUUAGUUAUUAAGGAUUCUUUGCCAUUAGAAAUGUACCUGCCUAAAAGGUGAGCCACUUUCGUAUGACCGGUCAUCCCGAGUUGAACUCAGUUGACCAAAGUUACCUCGCUUACUCCUCAAACCUGAUUGGUAGUAUAGGGCUCAUGUCAUAAAACCUCAGAUUGAAAUCAAGCCAUUUUUGGAAACGUUUUACUUUUAAAACAAUCAAAUGACAUUUUUUGUCACAUACACGUGUUUAGCAGAUGUUAUUGCGGGUGUUGCGAAAUGCUUGUGCUUCUAGCACCAACAGAGCAGUAAUAUCUAACAAGUAAUAUCUAACAAUUUCACAACAUAUACCCAAUACACACAAAUCUAAGUAAGGAAUGGAAUUUAAGAAUAUAUACAUAUUUGGACAAGCAAUGACCGAGCGGCAUGGACUAAGAUACAGUAGAAUAUUAUAGAAUACAGUAAAUGCAUAUGAGAUGAGUAAUGCAAGAUAUGUAAACAUUAUUAAAGUGAUUAGUGUUCCAUUUCUUAAAGUGGCCAGUGAUUUCAAACGGCAGCAGCAGCCUCUAAUGUGCUAGUGAUGGCCUUGAGGUAGCUGUUUUUCAUUCUCUCGGUCCCAGCUUUGAUGCACCUGUACUGACCUCGCCUUCUGGAUGAUAGCGGGGUCCUUGAUGAUCUUUCUGGCCUUCCUGUGACAUCGGGUGCUUUAGGUGUCCUGAAUGGCGGGUAGGUUGCGGGCGGUGCAGUUGCCGUACCAGGCGGUGAGACAGCCCGACAGGAUGCUCUCAAUUGUGCAUCUGUAAAAGUUUGUGGGUUUUAGGUGCCAAGCCAAAUUUCUUCAGCCUCCUGAGGUUGAAGAGGCUCUGUUGCGCCUUCUUCACCACACUGUCUGCGUGGGUGGACCAUUUCAGUUUGUCAGUGAUGUGUACGCCAAGGAACUUGAAGCUUUGCACCUUCUCCACUGCGGUCCCGUCAAUGUGGAUAGGGGGGUACACCCUCUGCUCUUUGUUUUGUUGACGUUAAGUGAGAGGUUAUUUUCCUGGCACCACACUCCCAGAGCCCUCACCUCCUCCCUGUAGGCGGUCUCGUCAUUGUUGGUAGGAAGUAAAGCCUACUACUGUUGUUAUCUGCAAACUACAGACGCACACUUGUGGGGCCCCAGUGUUGAGGAUCAGCGAAGUGGAGAUUUUGUUUCCUACCUUCACCACCUGGGGAUGGCCCGUCAGGAAGAUCAGGGCCCAGUUGCACAGGGUGGGGUUCAGACCCAGGGCCUCGAGCUUAAUGAUGAGCUUGGAGGGUGCUAUGGUGUUGAAUGCUGAGCUAUAGUCAAUGAACAGCGUUCUUACAUAGGUAUUCCUGUUGUCUAGAUGGGAUUGUGUGGUGUGAUGGCGAUUGCAUCGUCUGUGGAUCUAUUGGGGCGGUAAGCAAAUUGAAGUGGGUCUAGGGUGACCGGUAAGGUAGAGGUGAUAUGAUCAUUGGCUAGUCUCUCAAAGCACUUCAUGAUGACAAAGGUGAGUGCUAUGGGGAAAUAGUUAUUUAGUUCAGUUACCUUUGCUUUCUUGGGUACAGGAACAAUGGUGGCCAUCUUGAAGCAUGUGGGGACAGCAGACUGGGAUAGGGAGAGAUUGAAUAUGUCCGUAAACACACCAGCCAGCUGGUCUGCGCAUGCUCUGAGGACACGGCUAGGGAUGCCGUCUGGGCCGGCAGCCUUGCGUGGGUUAACAUGCUUAAAUGUCUUACUCACGUCGGCCACAGAGGAGGAGAGCCCGCAGUCCUUGGUAGUGGGCAGUGUCGGUGGCACUGUGUUAUCCUCAAAGCGAGCGAAGAAGGUGUUUCGCUUGUCUGGAAUUGAGACGUCGGUGUCGGCGACGUGGCUGGUUUUCCUUUUGUAGUCCGUGAUUGUCUGUAGACCCUGCCACAUACGUCUCGUGUCUGAGGCGUUGAAUUGCGACUACACUUUGUCUCUAUACUGAUGUUUUGCCAGUUUAAUUGCCUUGCGGAGUGAGUAGCUACACUGUUUGUAUUCUGCCAUAUUCCCAGUCACAUUGCCAUGGUUAAAUGCAGUGAUUUGUGCUUUCAGUUUUGUGCCAAUGCUGCAAUCUAUCCACGGUUUCUGGUUAGGGUAGGUUUUAACAGUCACAGUGGGCACAACAUCUCCUAUACACUUCCUGAUAAACUCAGUCACCGUUUCAGUGUAUUCGUCUAAAUAUCCCAGUCCGCGUGAUCAAAACAAUUGAAGCGUGGAUUCUGAUUGGUCAGACCAGCGUUGAAUAGUCCUUAGCACGGGUACUUCCUGUUUGAUUUUCUGCCUAUAGGAAGGGAGGAGCUAAAUGGAGUCGUGGUCAGAUUUGCCGAAAGGAGGGUGGGGGAGGGCCUUAUAACCAUCCCGGAAGUUCGAAUAGCAAUGGUCGAGGAUUUUAGCAGCCCGAGUACAACAGUCAAUAUGUUGAUAGAACUUCGGCAGCCUAGUCCUCAAAUUUGCUUUAUUAAAAUCCCCGGCUACAAUAAAUGCACCCUCAGGAUAUGUAGUUUCCAGUUUGCAUAAAUCAUACUGUUAUAUUAUUUUUAUCAGGAAAGUUUCUGGCCCAGUCAGUUAUUCUUGUCAUCAUUACUUAUUUUACAUCUUGAUAUUUUAGGCAUUUAUCAGACGCUCUUAUCCAGAGCAACUUAGUCACUUGUGUCUAAGGAUCAUUUGUUUAUGCGUUGUUGGUUUCCGUGUCAUCCACCCCAGGCUCUGUCUGAGGCCUGUGGCCAGGACAUCACCACUAAGCAGAUGCUGCCCGUGGUCCUCAAGAUGUCCAACGACCAGGUGGCCAAUGUGCGCUUCAAUGUGGCCAAGUCCCUCCAGAAGAUCGGCCCCGUCCUGGACAGCAAGUAGGUCCUCCUCGUCCACCUUCGUUCAUAUCAUUCAGGCCUACCUGAACAACCAUCUCCAAUGAAUUGACCACAGUCUACAUCAGGGUCGUGUUCAGUAGGCACAAAACUGGAGAAAAUAUUUUGAAACUGAGGAGGCUCUUGCUUGAACUGGUCCAGUAAGGAUGCUGUUUUUUGUUAUUCCGUCACAGUAUGUUUUGCGUCUACUGAACACGACCCAGAUCUCCUUGUCCAAGCUUAAUUCCUAGCACUCAGCUAAUCCAUUAUGGCACGGGAGUGUGGGAAAAUGUGUGCUUUGUCUGAAACGUUUUGUUUUUCUCAGUGCCCUGCAGACAGAGGUGAAACCAGUCCUGGAGAAACUAGCCACAGAUACAGAUAUGGAUGUUAAGUACUUUGCCCAGGAAGCUAUACGUGGUAAGUAUAGUACUCUGUCCAUUUUCUUCUUGUAUGAAGUCUCCUCGCUAGGGCCAUGUUCAGUUAGCCACAUGUUGUGGAACAUUGCAGAUAGAAAUGUCCUGAAUAGAGCUGCCAUUAGUCAAUGUGCUACAUGUCAAAGAAGCAUGUUUGUUAUACAUAAUAUAGGCUAUUUCUAUGUGAGCAUUCCACAAUGUUGUGCCCUGCUGAAUGCGUUGCCCAAUGUGAAGGUUAGUCCAUCUUGUCAUUCUUCUGAUUCCUUGUGUUUUUCCCCAUAGUUCUGGCCCUGGCAUAAAACAACCCAAGCUUGGCUAUCCAGAGGAAACAACAUUGCAAACACUUUUCACAAUAUAUUUAUUGAUGUUCAAGAGCAACUGGUGAUGUAUGGAUAAUUAAUGGAGCCUAUUAACACCUAUUUUUCUUUUUCUUACUCUCAGUGAUAAUAAAAUGUCCAGGAAAAGCGCAGGCUUCUAA